Messenger RNA from Penicillium maclennaniae, 579 nucleotides. RefSeq lists its product as uncharacterized. The record is from RefSeq and is a predicted model, not a curated record. NCBI's taxonomy places the organism in Eukaryota, Fungi, Ascomycota, Eurotiomycetes, Eurotiales, Aspergillaceae. The transcript has 3 exons. The coding region runs from base 1 to 579 and encodes 192 amino acids.
AUGCCCUUGCCAUUCAUGGAGAACCGUUCGUUCAUGGCGCCAACGUGUAGCUACGCACCCAGCGAAGCGCCCGUUCGAUUUUCCAGCAACUGGCGCGACAUAUUCAAAAAGAAACCAACCACCAUCUGGAGUGUUCCCGGUUCGGAGGCUGACUGCCCAUACGAUGUCGACGACCUAGCUUUUGACGGAGAAAACCAUGAGCGUGUGGAUGAUGAUCAUGAUGAUCACGUUGAGCAGGCAGAAGAAGACGGUAUGCCUAUGGAAACCCACAGUGUCACUCAGUACAAUACCGGGUCUAUAUACAACGACAUGCCCGCGGCGCCUGAAGAUAGCCUCGAGACCUUUCUCAAAAACGUCCACCGUCACAUACAGAGCUUCACGGAGCAGUUCGAGAGGCAAAACACAUACAACGAGGCGAUACAACGGAAAAUGGAAACCGUGGCCCAAGAGUAUUGCCGGCUCAGGGCCUUAGAAGAAGCCGUUGAUGCGAUGCGGGAAGAGCUUAAUUCGUUGUCCAGGGCCAAAAACGAUCCGACUGUUCGGCGGAAAGUAGGACGUCCCGGGCGUGAAGCACAGUGA